Molecule: messenger RNA, 2056 nt
Organism: Lycium barbarum (goji berry)
Lineage: Eukaryota; Viridiplantae; Streptophyta; Magnoliopsida; Solanales; Solanaceae
Exons: 5
Coding region: 1-456 (151 amino acids)
Source: RefSeq, a predicted model, not a curated record
AUGCUAGAGAUAAUUCAGAAAAUACUCCAGAAGAAGGCGAAAGAGCUAUGGAAACAAUGCAUUAGCAAUGUUGCCUCCUCCUUACAAACUUUCUAUGGCAGGGAGCAAGUAAUAGAUUUCUUCAAUUCAAUCAUAAAGAUCCUAAAGAAUAAUAACUUUGAGUUUGUCAUUGAACCCACUAUACAUGAUGGAACAAACGUUGGGGUUGCUUGGGAACUAGCAUGCAGUGACACUCACAUUCCAGUUGGAAAAGGUUUUAGCUUCUAUACCUGCCAUUAUUACCAGGGCAAGAUGCUGAUAAGGAAUGUAGAGAUAUUCAUGGAGCCACUCCUUCAUAUUGAGCCAGUUAGAUUGGUGAGUAACAGUGUUUUAAAAGGCAGUUUUGGGACUCACAUCGUGGCUGGCCCCGGGGCAGGGCAUUCGCAAAACGCCUCGGGGUUUACGUGUGAGGCUUAGUUCUAUGAGGCUUACGUCUUAAGCACCUGACUGUACCCCCUAAACACGCCUAACGCCCAACGCUCAGGGCUCGCCUAACAGUUCUUACACAAAUUAUGUGUCAAAUGACUUAGUUUAACAUUGUUGACCCACAAAAUCUUUAAUAAAAUAAUGUUUAAUAGUUUUUUUAUCUAUAGAAAUAAGAAAAUUGAGAGUAAUUCAAAUAGCAAGUCAUAGUAUUACAUACAUGCUAAUUGAGAACAACAUGAGGGUGAAUAGAAAAUUAACAUUUAUUUUAAAAAUAUUUAGACGAAUUUUAUGUCUUCACUUAUCAAUUGUCUUCAUGUUUUUGUCCUAUGUCUCAAAAUUAUCAUAUUUUAUUAUUUCAGUAGUUGAAAGUAAUUUCGCUUUUAUUCAUGAAGGAAUGAUGUUUUAAUUAUCAUACAAAUAAAGUUUAUUUUACUAGCGAGGUAAAUUGCAUAGCAUGAUAAUAAUGUAUUUUAAGAAAUUGUGAUUCUUUUAUUGUUUGAAAGUAAGAUGUUAGAGUUGAUUUACAUCUCGUUAUAGCUUUUAUAUCAUUUUAUUAUUUAUACUUGUAAAAUCAUGUUAGAAAUUUUAUUUUCUAUGAGUUUCUUUAAUAUUUUUAAUUUUUUAAACUAUUAAUGUAUUUUUUUAUAUAAUUUUUGUGUUAUUAUACUAUUUUACUACAUUAUAAAUUAAAUACUUGAAGAUCCAUGGGGCUUACGCCCCAUGCCUCGAGGCUUACGCCUUGCCCAGUGCUAUGUAAAACGCCUCGCCCCGUGCCAAGUAAAACGCCUCGCCUCACGCCCUCGCCUUUUAAAACACUAGUGAGUAAUAAUAGUAAUACAUUAUGACAACAUGUAAAUGCGACUCAAAUCUAUUGAGUUUUUUUUCGUUUUUUUCUUGAUAUCUUCUUUCUACUAGAUUAGGUGGUUCAAGUGUAAUUUCGUUAGUGAGCAGCACAUUCUUUGAUUUGUCUUUGUUGACAUGUUAGUGAGCAGCACAUUCUUUGUUAGUGAGCAGCACAUUCUUGAUAUCAUCUAUCUUCUUUGUAAUUUCGUUAGUGAGCAGCACAUUCAACUACUCCUGCAAAUUCACCAAAUGACAACUAUUCUUCAAUCUCAUUCCUGUUAAUAUCUUUUUUUCCUUCUCGUUAAGAUAUGCAUAUGCUCAAGUUACAAUCUUUUCAAGUAAGUAUGGCACUUAGAGAUAUAAUGAUGCGAAGAAGGUGUUUGAUGAAAUGCCUCAAAGAUAUAUUGUUGCCUCUACUGUUACGAUAUCAUGUUAUCUUGAUCAUGGGUUGGUGAAUAAGGCAAUGGAUGAAUUUCGUCUGGUUUCUACCAAGGAUAAUGUUGGCUGGACGGCUAUGAUUGAUGGUGGUUAGAAAUAGUGAAAUGAAACAGUUGUAUAUUUCGUUGUAUUUCUAUGUAUUUCUAAUUUAUGAAAUAUUUUCUGAUAUAUUUCAUUGUAUUCCAGUGUACAUACACAUACUACAAUUUUAUAUUUCUUAAACAAUCAACCAUAUUUCAUUGUAUUUCAGUGUAUAUUUUUCUGUAUUUGAAAGUAUUUCUAAAAGUUUAGAAUGGAGUAAUUUGGAGAG